AUGAGCAGUGAAGCCGACAUAACUCAUGGUGUCCCUCAAGGUUCAAAGCUGGGACCAAUACUUUACCUUUUAUAUGCAAAUGAUUUAAUUACCAUAUUAAAGAACAGUAACACAUUUGCAUACGCGGAUGACACAGCUAUCAUUGUUGCUAAUAAAGACUUAAACAUAGCAACCAACGUAAUGCAAAAUGAGUUAAAUAUAGCAACAAAAUGGUGUCAUGACAAUGGGUUGAUUAUCAAUGCCACCAAAACCAAGCUUAUGCACAUCAAACCUCGGCAUUUUAGAUACACAAAGAUAUGCCUUAAAUUCCAUGAAAUCAACUGUAUCCACAACGAUAAUUCAAGUAAUAAUGAUAAUUGUUCAACAGUAAUCGAAUUGGUAAAUACAUACAAAUAUCUGGGUGUGCAUAUAGACCACAAUUUUAAAUGGCGCACACACAUUGAAGAAGUACUAAAACAAAUAAGAAAAUCUUCGAUUAUGCUAUAUCACCUAAGCAACUCUGCUACAUACAGCGUAUUGAGGCAAGCUUACUUCUCAUUGACGGAGUCAUAUAUCAGGCACGGUAUUACAGCAUGGGGAAGUUCAACGUACUGUAAUAUUAUCCAAAACUCCCAAAAUAGAGUAUUAAAGAUACUUUGGGAUAAUUUUCAAAAGUCCAAAAAGUAUAAAAACAACAACACUAGCACAAACAACAACAUUAGCCCAAACAACAACACUAGCCCAAACAACAACACUAGCUCAAACAACAACACUAGACAAAAUAACAACAAUAGCCCAAACAACAACACUAGCUCAAACAACAACACUAGCUCAAACAACAACACUAGCUCAAACAACAACAUUAGCCAAAACAACGACAUUAGCACAAACAACAACACUAGCCCAAACAACAACACUAGCCAAAACAACAACAUUAGCCCAAACAACAACAACACUAGCCCAAACCACAACACUAGAUCAAACAACAACACUAGCCAAAGCAACAUUAGCCCAAACAACAACAACACACUAGCCCAAACAACAACACUAGUUCAAACAACAACACUAGCCCAAGCAACAACACUAGCACAAACAACAACACUAGCCAAAACAACAACAUUAGCCCAAACAACAACACUAGCCCAAACAACAUCACUAGCCCAAACAACAACAUUAGCCCAAACAACAACACUAGCCCAAACAACAACAACAAUACUAGCCCAAACAACAACACUAGCUCAAACAACAACACUAGCCAAAACAACAACAUUAGCCAAAACAACAACACUAGGCCAAACAACAUUACAAAUAACAACAUCAACUCAAGCAAUAAUACAAAUAACAACACUAUCGCAAACAACAACACAAGCUACAACACUAAUUCAAACAACAACACCGGAACAAACUACAACACCACCACAUAUAAUAUUGGUACAAACAACAAUACCAGCCUAA
Messenger RNA from Lucilia sericata (common green bottle fly), 1434 nucleotides. RefSeq names its product GATA zinc finger domain-containing protein 16-like. Lineage: Eukaryota; Metazoa; Arthropoda; Insecta; Diptera; Calliphoridae. The transcript has a single exon. The coding region runs from base 1 to 1434 and encodes 477 amino acids. The record is from RefSeq and is a predicted model, not a curated record.